Cuscuta europaea is the source of this 1198-nucleotide messenger RNA. The record is from the annotation of a GenBank genome assembly. Lineage: Eukaryota; Viridiplantae; Streptophyta; Magnoliopsida; Solanales; Convolvulaceae.
CGGAAUAUAUAAAAUUUCCCUUCCGAGUCACGUCGUAGCGGCGGAACCUCAACUCUUCUAAGUCUCUAACCAUCAACUUUGCCAAUUGCCAUGACUAUCUAAACUCAUCUAGCAGUAUUCAUAUAUACAGUUCUCUUAGCUUAGCCACCGGCCCACCACAAGCAUGAGCACAGAAAAAGAGUUGUCGCCAUUAGCUUCUGCUCCUUCUCCUCCAUGGGAUAUUUUAGAUUAUAUCCCCUACAACAAACUUAUCGCACUCUCUGUGUGCGUAGUCAUUAUUUGUGCAAUUGCAUUGGUACUCUUUACAAAAAAAUACAUUGAUAGCCAUGGAUUAACUCUUGCUUUUUGGGCGAUGAUGUUGUUUGGCAGUGAUGUUCUAGAUGCGUGGGAUGUUGUUUCAAUUACUGCUUAUAUAAUCUUUAUCCACAUAGUCGUCAACUUGCUAGGACUUGUUUAUUGGAUAAGUUUAGGUGUGGGACAUUACAAAAAGAAAAGCACAUGGCCUUCUAUUGACGUACUAUUCGAAAUCGGAGUCUGGUUUUUUAUGUUUAGUCUGAGCUGGCUUGAAUUCUCUAUUAGAGCAACGCUUAGAAACAACAAAUACUUUCGAGUUUAUCGUUGGUAUCCAAUUGCAAUAGCCUUUGUUUCUAUGGUAGAAAACUAUUGGAUGCGAAAUAGGGAAAUGAGAGUUGAUCAGUUGAAAUCACAAUUUAUUCAAACUUUGGAGGAUGCCUUCAAUGAUUUCAUAGAUGCUUGCAUGGAAGAAGCUCAAAUCGGUAAUAUUCCCUUCGAUCAAAAGGUGAAUGAUUUCACUGUUUCAGUAGCUCAGCAUCGAGAGGCCUUGAUAGUAGCGCAGCAACAGAUGGUUUGUUUGGACUUUUGAUGCAGUAACCUAACCGGCCGGUAGACAUCGAGGAGGGGCUCUGACAGUCAACUUGACGGAGAUAGGGAGGUACGGUGUUAGUGGUGCUUUUGGGACCUACGCUUAUGGGAACUGGAACUACUUUCACUGGAUAUUACUACGUAGUUUUUUUAUUCGAAAUUAUGACAUUCAUACAUAUAUGACAUCAUAUAUAUAAGUCAUACUCCAUAUAUUAAUAGUUUGUUAGUACUCCGUAAUUAUGUUCAAUUUUAGAUUGUGAUGAAAGUGAAGUUACACCUCCCCUAAUAACUUGAGACAAAUUUUUGUUUAUAGCUU